Messenger RNA from Coturnix japonica (Japanese quail), 1392 nucleotides. NCBI's taxonomy places the organism in Eukaryota, Metazoa, Chordata, Aves, Galliformes, Phasianidae. The record is from RefSeq and is a predicted model, not a curated record.
UCCCCAUAUCACGAUAUCCCACGUCACGACAUCCCCAUUUCAGUAUCCCCCAUGUCACGAUAUCCCCAUUUCUAUCUGUCCCCAUAUCACGACAUCCCCAUGUCCCACUGUCCCCAUGUCACGACAUCCCCAUGUCACAAUCCCAUAUCAUGACAUCUUCAUGUCGUGACAUCCCCAUGUCCCACUCUCCCCAUGUCCCACUGUCCCCAUGUCACGACAUCCCCAUAUCGAGACAUCCCCAUGUCAUGACAUCCCCAUGUCACACUGUCCCCAUGUCACGAUAUCCCCAUUUCUAACGGUCCCCAUGUCACAACAUCCCCAUAUCGUAACAUCCACAUGUUACAACUGCUCAUCCCCAUGUCAAGAUCCCCAUGUCAUGUUGUCCCCAUGUCAAGUCGUCCCCAUAUCGCAACAUCCCCAUGUCAUGUCGUCCCCAUGUCAUGUCGUCCCCAUAUCACGACAUCCCCAUGUCAAGUCGUCCCCAUAUGGCAACAUCCCCAUGUCAUGUUGUCCCCACGUCACGACAUCCCCAUGUCAUGUUGUCCCCACGUCAUGACAUCCCCAUGUCACGACAUCCCCAUUUCUAAUGGACCCCAUGUCACAACAUCCCCAUGUCAAGUCCUCCCCAUGUCACGACAUCCCCAUAUCGUGACAUCCACGUGUCACACCAACUCAUCCCCAUGUCAAGAUCCCCAUGUCACGACAUCCCCCCUUCACACAGUCCCCAUGUCACGACAUCCCCUUGUCUGAACAUCCCCAUGUCACGAUAUCCCCACUUCUAAAUGUCCCCAUAUCACGACAUCCCCAUAUCAUGACAUCCCCAUGUCACGACAUCCCCUUGUCUGAACAUCCCCAUCUCAUAAUAAAACCAUGUCAUGAUAUCCCCAUUUCUAACGGUCCCCAUGUCACGACAUCCCCAUGUCACAACAUCCUCAUAUCAUGACAUCCCCGUGUCCCACUGUCCCCAUUUAAUGACAUCCCCUUGUCACACAGUCCCCAUAUCACGAUACAGCCAUGUCACGAUAUCCCCAUAUCACGACAUCCCCAUGUCAUGACAUCCCCAUUUCUAACGGUCCCCAUGUCACGACAUCCCCGUGUCACACUGUCCCCAUGUCUUGAUAUCCCCAUGUCACGACAUCCCCUUGUCUCAAUAUCCCCAUAUCAUGAUAUGAACAUGUCACGACAUCCCCGUGUCACACUGUCCCCAUAUCACGACAUCCCCAUGUCACGACACCCCCAAAUCACCUCAUCCCCCUAUCGUGACAUCCCCAUGUCACGCUGUCCCCAUGUCACGAUAUCCCCAUUUCUAAUGGUCCCCAUGCCACGACAUCCCCAUGUCAUGAUAUCCCCUUGUCUCAACAUCCCCAUAUCAUGAUAUAUCCAUGUCACGAC